Messenger RNA from Haliotis rubra (blacklip abalone), 2477 nucleotides. Its product is annotated as potassium voltage-gated channel subfamily A member 10-like. The transcript has 3 exons. The record is from RefSeq and is a predicted model, not a curated record. NCBI's taxonomy places the organism in Eukaryota, Metazoa, Mollusca, Gastropoda, Lepetellida, Haliotidae. Gene Ontology annotation, molecular function: voltage-gated potassium channel activity. Gene Ontology annotation, biological process: potassium ion transmembrane transport. Gene Ontology annotation, cellular component: membrane. Bases 227 to 1228 code for a protein of 333 amino acids.
CCUAAAUCUAUACCGCACAUCGUCUCUCCACUUUCCUGACCAUCUCUGUGGCAACUACCUUCGCGAGGAACUCAACUUUUGGCGAAUCCCAGAGAGUCUGGUUAGCGAAUGCUGCUGGACAGUUUUUUUCAACGCCGAACAGGACAAUCAGAUAUUCCGAAACCUCAAGAAGACCUUUUCCUUCCUUGACAAGGACCCGCAACUGAAUGAAUCGGGAAAGAAUGGCAUGGAGCUUUGGAUGCACCGAAUAUGGCUCCUCUUGGACAAGCCUAACUCUUCUCGUGCAGCGAAGAUCUGGAGCACCUUCUACAUGUUCCUGGUGUUCAUCUCAGUAAGCCUGUUCUGCGCCCAGUCACAUCCAACAUUCCGUGUCGCCAGGACCGACAUCAGCCCCAACAUGCGCAACAUCACCAACCCCAAGAUCCGCAUGUACCACGAGACAAACAUGCGCCCCGAGCUGUACUGGUUGGACGUGGCCUGUGUGGUAGUCUUCACUAUUGAGAUUCUCCUAUAUCUCAUCUGUGUCCCCGACAAAGGAAGGUUCUACAAGAGCUUCACGAACGUCAUCAAUUUCAUCCUUGUUCUGGUAGCAUGGGCUGCUUUUGUUAUGGAGAUGACGAUGGGGGAUGAACUUUUGGAUGGGGAGGGUUACACUUACUGGACGUACGGGACACUGAAACUUCUUCUUGUUCUCAGAAUACUCCGGUUCUUUCGCCUGUCACAGCGUUAUUCGUCUCUGAACGUUAUCGUGCUUGCAAUCAAGGCAAGUCUUAACGAACUGGUUCUGAUGGUGAUGUCGUUCUUCUUGACUGCCACCAUCUACGGCUGCGUCAUCUACGUCGUGGAGAUUCACAGCAACUCCUUCCACGACAUCCCCGUUUCAAUAUGGUGGGCUAUCGUUACCAUGACAACAGUUGGAUACGGUGACUUUUACCCGUUGUCAGCUAUCGGACGCACUAUAGGGACUUUCUGUGCUAUAUGCGGUUUGGUAGUGUUGUCAAUGCCUAUUGCUAUCAUUGCAGCCAAUUUCAACAAUUUUCAGUCUCGAAACGAGGAACGACAGCAACGGCAGAGGGGGAUUCAAAACACUCCUCUAAAGAAGAUAGGGUGGAUGGCAAACGUCCCUGUGAUACACCAGUAUACGUCCAAUCCAAUGGAUCCCAACUCUUUGUCAACAAAGGCUAAGAUAAAAAUGAUUACAACGAAACCGCAGAAUCGGAACUAUUGAUGGACGGCAAGUGGACAAAAGCCCUGGUACGUUUUCUGUGACAACUGGCUGACAUGGUCUUUCCUAUCGUUCAUCCUUUGGAUACAGGGGAAUAAAGCUUGCCGUGGAAUACCCGACGGCAACUGUUUCCAAGACAACCGUUUCAGAAGCGACUGGGCAAACCUGCGCAAUGAUUUGCCUAAUACGGCUCUUUAUGUACUCCUCAAGUAAAAACUUCAUCCGGCGACUCUAUUCGCCCUUAGCAUGUACAACGAAACUGGAUGGCAGACGAACGAUUUAUCAUGACAUGGUACAACAUUUUUCAGUAUACAUGGGACGUCGACAGAAGAAACAGCUGUUCAUCUGCUGUCAUGCAUAAGAUAGAAACCUGAUAAUGUGUAAAUAUGACCAUUCUGACAAGUGGUUGUCUGAGGGAGAAUUUCUGCAAACAUUGAUGCUUAUGUCCAUUUCCCCGCUGUGAUAUUGUAAGGCUGUUGCUGAUAGCGGAGUAGGCCUCACUUACUCUUGCCGCUGAAACAUUGAAGUGAUAUUUAUUUGUUAACACCUUGAUAUUUUUUGAACGUUUUAUGAUGUAUUUUAGACAAAGGCUUGUAGAGAUUUGUGACAAAAAAUGGUGACUGUGUAUAGGUUGUGUACUUUCGUUGCCGUAACACCAAACAAAUCCUGCUCGCAUCGAGUGUAAUCUGUCCCGUGGACAAUAUGUACUUAUCCUAGAGAAACUGAAAUCUCCAGUUUACUCUUGACAUCCGUUACUUUGUGUCUCUGUCGCAGUCUUGUUGAAUUCGUAUGCAGCUUUUAUGUUUCAAUGAUUUUGUAAGGCCUAUCGAUCAGACUACACGAUUAUGCAUAAUUCAGACAAUGCGGUGCCACAAUAGCGCUAUUUGCAGACAACUGAAUAAUUUCCUACUUGCUUGACAUACGCCGUGAUCAAUAUACAAACAUUUCUUACCACAAUAUGCAGUUGACAUGGUUAAAAACAGCUACACGACAAAGAAAAAAACUACAAAAGAAAUCAAUACAAUAUUGUGAGAUUCACUUGACUAAUGGGAAAUGCUUAACAGUUUUGCCAUGAUAUUAGUCUGUAAAACCACGAACCAAGAAUACAGAUCCCCAUUCUCCUGUGAUAAAUAUCACUGACCACUGGCAUGCAAGCCCUUAUCUGUGUAGUCACUUUAGCGUAAAACAUGUUCCCAUAUAAAAUAUGAGAUAUGUGUUCUUGACUUCAUGACAUUUGCGUUUUUAACGGCAU